AUGUUGGUGACGGGUCUCUUCUUUUUGUACUUCUGUGCUAAUUUGAGUGGGGCAGCAGUGUACGACAUCUUCACUGGAGAAUCCCUCUCGGAUGAACAGCUUUCCACAUAUCAAGAUGCAAAUUUAACGGAAACAUGCACAGUCAAUAUUACAUCUUGCGACACAGAAGAGUUAAGACGAGUUGAUGGCUCGUGUAAUAAUCUUAAUAAACCUGCUAAGGGAGUUUCUUUGACGCCACCGAAAAGGAUUGUACUUCCAGUCUUCGAUAAUGAUUACAAUCCAAGAAAAGCAGUAUCAGGCAAUAGUUUGCCAGUAUCAAGGGAUAUUGGGCAAACGAUAUUGUCUGGCUACAAACGCAAUGACUGCAAUUUCACUCAACUCAUGACAAGUUUCGGAAUGUUCAUGUUUUGGGAUGUCGGAGCUUUAAACAAUUCACGUUGGUACCCGGGUAAGAAUACUUUAUUAAGUUACCAAGAACUUGGGUGCACCAACGACUCUGUUCUGACACCGGUCGUGGACGUGACGAAUGUAUUCGACCUGUCAGGGAUUUACAAUCCAGGGAAUAAUGGCGACAAAGAAAUCCGAUCUUAUGUUGGAGGAGAACUAAUAGAUGUCGAUGAUAAAAACGAAACGGACUCGUCUUUGAACGACGAAUGCGAAUAUAGGCGAUAUGAAAAUUUUCCAACCCUACCUCUUAAACUGAUGAGGAUUUGGUUUGCAAAGCUCCACAACUACAUUGCUGGUCAUUUAGCUGUUCUCAAUCCUUGCUGGGAUGAUGAGAGACUGUUCAAAGAAUCAAGAGAAAUCAACAUUGCUUUUUUCUUACAAACUUUUCUAUAUGAAUGGUUAGAGUUAUUCGAAGGACGUGAACAUCUAAUCAACGUUGGAAUUCUAGCAAACAACACUGGAUUCAGGGAUAUUUAUGACGAAACUAAAUACCCGACAGUUUCUUUAGAGUUUCUCUAUAUUUCUAGCUGGUUCUUAACUACUCUAGAUAUAAAUGCUGAAAUGUACGACAAGAAUGGAAAUUAUGUGGAUGAAAUUAAUAUGUUGAAAAUUAAAUCGAUAGAAAAGUUUUUGAAUGAGGAUAACAAUAGAGAAAACUUGAUACAAGGACAGUUUAGGCAACCGUCUCGAAAAAUCGAUCAUACUUUUGAUAAAGAGACUGCUUACUUGAUGGCCAGCAGUUUAGAUGGUGGUGAAGAUUUUGUUACCAGUGAGUUGGAUAUGGGUCGUAAUUUAGGCAUAGCCCCAUACAUAGACUACGUUUAUUACUGCACUGGAAGAAAUAUCACAGAUUUUAACGAUUUGCACGAUUAUAUGGACAAUGAGAAUGUAUUAAAACUGAUGAACCAUUACGAGAAUGUUGCGGACAUUGAACUUUUGGUGGGAAUUUGGAACGAAGUGGUCAUGAAAGGAGGACACUUGCCACCAACGCUAGCUUGCUUGAUGAACGAGAAUAUUCUCAAGACCAUACAAGCUGAUAGACAUUGGUAUGAAAGACCUAAUCGACCACAUGCUUUUACAUACGAACAACUUCAAGAGAUCAGGAAAGCAUCGGCUGCUUUAUUACUUUGCAGUGUAGGAGACGGUGUUGGAGAAAUUCAACAUAAUGCUUUCUUGAACAUCAAUUCUAACAAUCAAGUUGUGAAUUGUUCUGAAAUCGAAACUAUUGACUUCUCAUUCUGGAUGGAUAAAUCAUGUGAUUGUACCGAUGCUGCAACCAAUGAGACUGUCAUAGGAGUGACCACAGAACCUGCCACUUCUGAUUCUUCCACCACUGAGGCGUGUGCCAGUGAUGUCGUUAUCACUGAGGUCUCUGACGUCACCACUGACGUUGCAACGGAUUCAGACACCACUGACGUUGCAACCACUGAGCCUGUCGUUGAAGUGACCACCGACGCUACUGCUUCAGGAUCAUCUACCACUGAGGCGGACAAUAUUGUUGUCGGAACAACUGAGGUAUCUGACGUCCCCACUAACGCUUCGACGGAAUCAGACACCACUGACGCUGCAACCACUGAGCCUGUCGUUGAAGUGACCACCGGCGCUACUGCUUCAGGAUCAUCUACCACUGAGGCGGACAAUAUUGUUGUCGGUACAACUGAGGUCUCUGACGUCACUACUAAUGCUUCGACGGAUCCAGACACCACUGACGUUGCAACCACUGAGCCUGUCGUUGAAAUGACCACCGACGCUACUGCUUCAGGAUCAUCUACCACUGAGGCGGACAAUAUUGUUGUAGGAACAACUGAGGUAUCUGACGUCCCCACUAACGCUUCGACGGAAUCAGACACCACUGACGCUGCAACCACUGAGCCUGUCGUUGAAGUGACCACCGGCGCUACUGCUUCAGGAUCAUCUACCACUGAGGCGGACAAUAUUGUUGUCGGUACAACUGAGGUCUCUGACGUCACUACUAACGCUUCGACGGAAUCAGACACCACAGACGCUGCAACCACUGAGCCAGUCGUUGAAGUGACCACCGACGCUACUGCUUCAGGAUCAUCUACCCCUGAGGCGGACAAUAUUGUUGUCGGUACAACUGAGGUCUCUGACGUCACCACUGACGCUGCAACGGUAUCAGACACCACUGAGCCUGUCGUUGAAGUGACCACCGACGCUACUGCUUCAGGAUCAUCUACCACUGAGGCGGACAAUAUGGUUGUCGGAACGACUGAGGUAUCUGACGUCACUACUAACGCUUCGACAGGAUCAGACACAACUGACGCUGCAACCACUGAGUCUGUCGUUGAAGUGACCACCGGCGCUACUGCUUCAGGAUCAUCUACCACUGAGGCGGACAAUAUUGUUGUCGGAACAACUGAGGUGUCUGACGUCACUACUAACGCUUCGACGGAAUCAGACACAACUGACGCUGCAACCACUGAGCCAGUCGUUGAAGUGACCACCGACGCUACUGCUUCAGGAUCAUCUACCACUGAGGCGGACAAUAUUGUUGUCGGAUCAUCUACCACUGAGGCGGACAAUAUUGUUGUCGGUACAACUGAGGUCUCUGACGUCACCACUGACGCUGCAACGGUAUCAGACACCACUGACGCUGCAACCACUGAGCCUGUCGUUGAAGUGACCACCGGCGCUACUGCUUCAGGAUCAUCUACCACUGAGGCGGACAAUAUUGUUGUCGGUACAACUGAGGUCUCUGACGUCACCACUGACGCUACAACGGUAUCAGACACCACUGACGCUGCAACCACUGAGCCUGUCGUUGAAGUGACCACCGACGCUACUGCUUCAGGAUCAUCUACCACUGAGGCGGACAAUAUUGUUGUCGGUACAACUGAGGUCUCUGACGUCACCACUGACGCUACAACGGUUCCCCUGACGCUGCACCAACAACUGAGCCUGUCGUUGAAGUCUCUGACGUCACCACUGACGCUACAACGGUAUCAGGACACCACUGACGCUGCAACCACUGAGCCUGUCGUUGAAGUGACCACCGACGCUACUGCUUCAGGAUCAUCUACCACUGAGGCGGACAAUAUUGUUGUCGGUACAACUGAGGUCUCUGACGUCACCACUGACGCUACAACGGUAUCAGACACCACUGACGCUGCAACCACUGAGCCUGUCGUUGAAGUGACCACCGACGCUACUGCUUCAGGAUCAUCUACCACUGAGGCGGACAAUAUUGUUGUCGGUACAACUGAGGUCUCUGACGUCACCACUGACGCUGCAACGGUAUCAGACACCACUGACGCUGCAACCACUGAGCCUGUCGUUGAAGUGACCACCGACGCUACUGCUUCAGGAUCAUCUACCACUGAGGCGGACAAUAUUGUUGUCGGUACAACUGAGGUCUCUGACGUCACCACUGACGCUGCAACGGUAUCAGACACCACUGACGCUGCAACCACUGAGCCUGUCGUUGAAGUGACCACCGACGCUACUGCUUCAGGAUCAUCUACCACUGAGGCGGACAAUAUUGUUGUCGGUACAACUGAGGUCUCUGACGUCACCACUGACGCUACAACGGUAUCAGACACCACUGACGCUGCAACCACUGAGCCUGUCGUUGAAGUGACCACCGACGCUACUGCUUCAGGAUCAUCUACCACUGAGGCGGACAAUAUUGUUGUCGACACCACUGACGCUGCAACCACUGAGCCUGUCGUUGAAGUGACCACCGACGCUACUGCUUCAGGAUCAUCUACCACUGAGGCGGACAAUAUUGUUGUCGGUACAACUGAGGUCUCUGACGUCACCACUGACGCUGCAACGGUAUCAGACACCACUGACGCUGCAACCACUGAGCCUGUCGUUGAAGUGACCACCGACGCUACUGCUUCAGGAUCAUCUACCACUGAGGCGGACAAUAUUGUUGUCGGUACAACUGAGGUCUCUGACGUCACCACUGACGCUACAACGGUAUCAGACACCACUGACGCUGCAACCACUGAGCCUGUCGUUGAAGUGACCACCGACGCUACUGCUUCAGGAUCAUCUACCACUGAGGCGGACAAUAUUGUUGUCGGUACAACUGAGGUCUCUGACGUCACCACUGACGCUGCAACGGUAUCAGACACCACUGACGCUGCAACCACUGAGCCUGUCGUUGAAGUGACCACCGACGCUACUGCUUCAGGAUCAUCUACCACUGAGGCGGACAAUAUUGUUGUCGGUACAACUGAGGUCUCUGACGUCACCACUGACGCUGCAACGCCUGUCGUUGAAGUGACCACCGACGCUACUGCUUCAGGAUCAUCUACCACUGAGGCGGACAAUAUUGUUGUCGGUACAACUGAGGUCUCUGACGUCACCACUGACGCUACAACGGUAUCAGACACCACUGACGCUGCAACCACUGAGCCUGUCGUUGAAGUGACCACCGACGCUACUGCUUCAGGAUCAUCUACCACUGAGGCGGACAAUAUUGUUGUCGGUACAACUGAGGUCUCUGACGUCACCACUGACGCUACAACGGUAUCAGACACCACUGACGCUGCAACCACUGAGCCUGUCGUUGAAGUGACCACCGACGCUACUGCUUCAGGAUCAUCUACCACUGAGGCGGACAAUAUUGUUGUCGGUACAACUGAGGUCUCUGACGUCACCACUGACGCUGCAACGGUAUCAGACACCACUGACGCUGCAACCACUGAGCCUGUCGUUGAAGUGACCACCGACGCUACUGCUUCAGGAUCAUCUACCACUGAGGCGGACAAUAUUGUUGUCGGUACAACUGAGGUCUCUGACGUCACCACUGACGCUGCAACGGUAUCAGACACCACUGACGCUGCAACCACUGAGCCUGUCGUUGAAGUGACCACCGACGCUACUGCUUCAGGAUCAUCUACCACUGAGGCGGACAAUAUUGUUGUCGGUACAACUGAGGUCUCUGACGUCACCACUGACGCUACAACGGUAUCAGACACCACUGACGCUGCAACCACUGAGCCUGUCGUUGAAGUGACCACCGACGCUACUGCUUCAGGAUCAUCUACCACUGAGGCGGACAAUAUUGUUGUCGGUACAACUGAGGUCUCUGACGUCACCACUGACGCUGCAACGGUAUCAGACACCACUGACGCUGCAACCACUGAGCCUGUCGUUGAAGUGACCACCGACGCUACUGCUUCAGGAUCAUCUACCACUGAGGCGGACAAUAUUGUUGUCGGUACAACUGAGGUCUCUGACGUCACCACUGACGCUGCAACGCCUGUCGUUGAAGUGACCACCGACGCUACUGCUUCAGGAUCAUCUACCACUGAGGCGGACAAUAUUGUUGUCGGUACAACUGAGGUCUCUGACGUCACCACUGACGCUGCAACGGUAUCAGACACCACUGACGCUGCAACCACUGAGCCUGUCGUUGAAGUGACCACCGACGCUACUGCUUCAGGAUCAUCUACCACUGAGGCGGACAAUAUUGUUGUCGGUACAACUGAGGUCUCUGACGUCACCACUGACGCUGCAACGGUAUCAGACACCACUGACGCUGCAACCACUGAGCCUGUCGUUGAAGUGACCACCGACGCUACUGCUUCAGGAUCAUCUACCACUGAGGCGGACAAUAUUGUUGUCGGUACAACUGAGGUCUCUGACGUCACCACUGACGCUGCAACGGUAUCAGACACCACUGACGCUGCAACCACUGAGCCUGUCGUUGAAGUGACCACCGACGCUACUGCUUCAGGAUCAUCUACCACUGAGGCGGACAAUAUUGUUGUCGGUACAACUGAGGUCUCUGACGUCACCACUGACGCUGCAACGGUAUCAGACACCACUGACGCUGCAACCACUGAGCCUGUCGUUGAAGUGACCACCGACGCUACUGCUUCAGGAUCAUCUACCACUGAGGCGGACAAUAUUGUUGUCGGUACAACUGAGGUCUCUGACGUCACCACUGACGCUUCGAACGGAUCAUCUACCACUGAGGCGGACAAUAUUGUUGUCGGUACAACUGAGGUCUCUGACGUCACCACUGACGCUGCAACGGUAUCAGACACCACUGACGCUGCAACCACUGAGCCUGUCGUUGAAGUGACCACCGACGCUACUGCUUCAGGAUCAUCUACCACUGAGGCGGACAAUAUUGUUGUCGGUACAACUGAGGUCUCUGACGUCACCACUGACGCUGCAACGGUAUCAGACACCACUGACGCUGCAACCACUGAGCCUGUCGUUGAAGUGACCACCGACGCUACUGCUUCAGGAUCAUCUACCACUGAGGCGGACAAUAUUGUUGUCGGUACAACUGAGGUCUCUGACGUCACCACUGACGCUGCAACGGUAUCAGACACCACUGACGCUGCAACCACUGAGCCUGUCGUUGAAGUGACCACCGACGCUACUGCUUCAGGAUCAUCUACCACUGAGGCGGACAAUAUUGUUGUCGGUACAACUGAGGUCUCUGACGUCACCACUGACGCUGCAACGGAAUCAGACACCACUGACGCUGCAACCACUGAGCCUGUCGUUGAAGUGACCACCGACGCUACUGCUUCAGGAUCAUCUACCACUGAGGCGGACAAUAUUGUUGUCGGUACAACUGAGGUCUCUGACGUCACCACUGACGCUGCAACGGUAUCAGACACCACUGACGCUGCAACCACUGAGCCUGUCGUUGAAGUGACCACCGACGCUACUGCUUCAGGAUCAUCUACCACUGAGGCGGACAAUAUUGUUGUCGGUACAACUGAGGUCUCUGACGUCACCACUGACGCUUCAACGGAAUCAGACACCACUGACGCUGCAACCACUGAGCCUGUCGUUGAAGUGACCACCGACGCUACUGCUUCAGGAUCAUCUACCACUGAGGCGGACAAUAUUGUUGUCGGUACAACUGAGGUCUCUGACGUCACCACUGACGCUUCAACGGUAUCAGACACCACUGACGCUGCAACCACUGAGCCUGUCGUUGAAGUGACCACCGACGCUACUGCUUCAGGAUCAUCUACCACUGAGGCGGACAAUAUUGUUGUCGGUACAACUGAGGUCUCUGACGUCACUACUAACGCUUCGACGGAAUCAGACACCACUGACGCUGCAACCACUGAGCCUGUCGUUGAAGUGACCACCGACGCUACUGCUUCAGGAUCAUCUACCACUGAGGCGGACAAUAUUGUUGUCGGUACAACUGAGGUCUCUGACGUCACCACUGACGCUACAACGGUAUCAGACACCACUGACGCUGCAACCACUGAGCCUGUCGUUGAAGUGACCACCGACGCUACUGCUUCAGGAUCAUCUACCACUGAGGCGGACAAUAUUGUUGUCGGUACAACUGAGGUCUCUGACGUCACUACUAACGCUUCGACGGAAUCAGACACCACUGACGCUGAAACCACUGAGCCUGUCGUUGAAGUGACCACCGACGCUACUGCUUCAGGAUCAUCUACCACUGAGGCGGACAAUAUUGUUGUCGGUACAACUGAGGUCUCUGACGUCACCACUGACGCUGCAACGGUAUCAGACACCACUGACGCUGCAACCACUGAGCCUGUCGUUGAAGUGACCACCGACGCUACUGCUUCAGGAUCAUCUACCACUGAGGCGGACAAUAUUGUUGUCGGUACAACUGAGGUCUCUGACGUCACCACUGACGCUGCAACGGUAUCAGACACCACUGACGCUGCAACCACUGAGCCUGUCGUUGAAGUGACCACCGACGCUACUGCUUCAGGAUCAUCUACCACUGAGGCGGACAAUAUUGUUGUCGGUACAACUGAGGUCUCUGACGUCACCACUGACGCUGCAACGCCUGUCGUUGAAGUGACCACCGACGCUACUGCUUCAGGAUCAUCUACCACUGAGGCGGACAAUAUUGUUGUCGGUACAACUGAGGUCUCUGACGUCACCACUGACGCUGCAACGGUAUCAGACACCACUGACGCUGCAACCACUGAGCCUGUCGUUGAAGUGACCACCGACGCUACUGCUUCAGGAUCAUCUACCACUGAGGCGGACAAUAUUGUUGUCGGUACAACUGAGGUCUCUGACGUCACCACUGACGCUGCAACGGUAUCAGACACCACUGACGCUGCAACCACUGAGCCUGUCGUUGAAGUGACCACCGACGCUACUGCUUCAGGAUCAUCUACCACUGAGGCGGACAAUAUUGUUGUCGGUACAACUGAGGUCUCUGACGUCACCACUGACGCUACAACGGUAUCAGACACCACUGACGCUGCAACCACUGAGCCUGUCGUUGAAGUGACCACCGACGCUACUGCUUCAGGAUCAUCUACCACUGAGGCGGACAAUAUUGUUGUCGGUACAACUGAGGUCUCUGACGUCACCACUGACGCUACAACGGUAUCAGACACCACUGACGCUGCAACCACUGAGCCUGUCGUUGAAGUGACCACCGACGCUACUGCUUCAGGAUCAUCUACCACUGAGGCGGACAAUAUUGUUGUCGGUACAACUGUGGUCUCUGACGUCACCACUGACGCUGCAACCACUGAGCCUGUCGUUGAAGUGACCACCGACGCUACUGCUUCAGGAUCAUCUACCACUGAGGCGGACAAUAUUGUUGUCGGUACAACUGAGGUCUCUGACGUCACCACUGACGCUGCAACGGUAUCAGACACCGCUGACGCUGCAACCACUGAGCCUGUCGUUGAAGUGACCACCGACGCUACUGCUUCAGGAUCAUCUACCAUUGAGGCGGACAAUAUUGUUGUCGGUACAACUGAGGUUUCUGACGUCACCACUGACGCUACAACGGUAUCAGACACCACUGACGCUGCAACCACUGAGCCUGUCGUUGAAGUGACCACCGACGCUACUGCUUCAGGAUCAUCUACCACUGAGGCGGACAAUAUUGUUGUCGGUACAACUGAGGUCUCUGACGUGACCACUGACGCUACAACGGUAUCAGACACCACUGACGCUGCAACCACUGAGCCUGUCGUUGAAGUGACCACCGACGCUACUGCUUCAGGAUCAUCUACCACUGAGGCGGACAAUAUUGUUGUCGGUACAACUGAGGUCUCUGACGUGACCACUGACGCUACAACGGUAUCAGACACCACUGACGCUGCAACCACUGAGUCUGUCGUUGAAGUGACCACCGACGCUACUGCUUCAGGAUCAUCUACCACUGAGGCGGACAAUAUUGUUGUCGGUACUACUGAGGUCUCUGACGUCACCACUGACGCUGCAACCACUGAGCCUGACGUUGAAGUGACCACCGACGCUACUGCUUCAGGAUCAUAUACCCCUGAGGCGGACAAUAUUGUUGUCGGAACAACUGAGGUCUCUGACGUCACCAAUGACGCUACAACGGUAUCAGACACCACUGACGCUGCAACCACUGAGCCUGUCGUUGAAGUGACCACCGACGCUACUGCUUCAGGAUCAUCUACCACUGAGGCGGACAAUAUUGUUGUCGGUACAACUGAGGUCUCUGACGUCACCACUGACGCUGCAACGGUAUCAGACACCACUGACGCUGCAACCACUGAGCCUGUCGUUGAAGUGACCACCGACGCUACUGCUUCAGGAUCAUCUACCACUGAGGCGGACAAUAUUGUUGUCGGUACAACUGAGGUCUCUGACGUCACCACUGACGCUGCAACAACUGAGCCUGUCGUUGAAGUGACCACCGACGCUAAUGCUUCAGGAUCAUCUACCACUGAGGCGGACAAUAUUGUUGUCGGUACAACUGAGGUCUCUGACGUCACCACUGACGCUGCAACGGUAUCAGACACCACUGACGCUGCAACCACUGAGCCUGUCGUUGAAGUGACCACCGACGCUAAUGCUUCAGGAUCAUCUACCACUGAGGCGGACAAUAUUGUUGUCGGUACAACUGAGGUCUCUGACGUCACCACUGACGCUACAACGGUAUCAGACACCACUGACGCUGCAACCACUGAGCCUGUCGUUGAAGUGACCACCGACGCUACUGCUUCAGGAUCAUCUACCACUGAGGCGGACAAUAUUGUUGUCGGUACAACUGAGGUCUCUGACGUCACCACUAACGCUUCGACGGAAUCAGACACAACUGACGCUGCAACCACUGAGCCUGUCGUUGAAGUGACCACCGACGCUACUGCUUCAGGAUCAUCUACCACUGAGGCGGACAAUAUUGUUGUCGGUACAACUGAGGUCUCUGACGUCACAACUGACGCUGCAACGGUAUCAGACACCACUGACGCUGCAACCACUGAGCCUGUCGUUGAAGUGACCACCGACGCUACUGCUUCAGGAUCAUCUACCACUGAGGCGGACAAUAUUGUUGUCGGUACAACUGAGGUCUCUGACGUCACCACUGACGCUACAACGGUAUCAGACACCACUGACGCUGCAACCACUGAGCCUGUCGUUGAAGUGACCACCGACGCUACUGCUUCAGGAUCAUCUACCACUGAGGCGGACAAUAUUGUUGUCGGUACAACUGAGGUCUCUGACGUCACCACUGACGCUGCAACAACUGAGGCUGUCGUUGAAGUGACCACCGACGCUACUGCUUCAGGAUCAUCUACCACUGAGGCGGACAAUAUUGUUGUCGGUACAACUGAGGUCUCUGACGUCACCACUGACGCUGCAACGGUAUCAGACACCACUGACGCUGCAACCACUGAGCCUGUCGUUGAAGUGACCACCGACGCUAAUGCUUCAGGAUCAUCUACCACUGAGGCGGACAAUAUUGUUGUCGGUACAACUGAGGUCUCUGACGUCACCACUGACGCUACAACGGUAUCAGACACCACUGACGCUGCAACCACUGAGCCUGUCGUUGAAGUGACCACCGACGCUACUGCUUCAGGAUCAUCUACCACUGAGGCGGACAAUAUUGUUGUCGGUACAACUGAGGUCUCUGACGUCACCACUGACGCUGCAACGGUAUCAGACACCACUGACGCUGCAACCACUGAGCCUGUCGUUGAAGUGACCACCGACGCUACUGCUUCAGGAUCAUCUACCACUGAGGCGGACAAUAUUGUUGUCGGUACAACUGAGGUCUCUGACGUGACCACUGACGCUACAACGGUAUCAGACACCACUGACGCUGCAACCACUGAGUCUGUCGUUGAAGUGACCACCGACGCUACUGCUUCAGGAUCAUCUACCACUGAGGCGGACAAUAUUGUUGUCGGUACUACUGAGGUCUCUGACGUCACCACUGACGCUACAACGGUAUCAGACACCACUGACGCUGCAACCACUGAGCCUGUCGUUGAAGUGACCACCGACGCUACUGCUUCAGGAUCAUCUACCACUGAGGCGGACAAUAUUGUUGUCGGUACAACUGAGGUCUCUGACGUCACCACUGACGCUGCAACAACUGAGCCUGUCGUUGAAGUGACCACCGACGCUACUGCUUCAGGAUCAUCUACCACUGAGGCGGACAAUAUUGUUGUCGGUACAACUGAGGUCUCUGACGUCACCACUGACGCUGCAACGGUAUCAGACACCACUGACGCUGCAACCACUGAGCCUGUCGUUGAAGUGACCACCGACGCUACUGCUUUAGGAUCAUCUACCACUGAGGCGGACAAUAUUGUUGUCGGUACAACUGAGGUCUCUGACGUCACCACUGACGCUACAACGGUAUCAGCCACCACUGACGCUGCAACCACUGAGCCUGUCGUUGAAGUGACCACCGACGCUACUGCUUCAGGAUCAUCUACCACUGAGGCGGACAAUAUUGUUGUCGGUACAACUGAGGUCUCUGACGUCACCACUGACGCUGCAACGGUAUCAGACACCACUGACGCUGCAACCACUGAGCCUGUCGUUGAAGUGACCACCGACGCUACUGCUUCAGGAUCAUCUACCACUGAGGUGGACAAUAUUGUUGUCGGUACAACUGAGGUCUCUGACGUCACUACUAACGCUUCGACGGAAUCAGACACCAUUGACGCUGAAACCACUGAGCCUGUCGUUGAAGUGACCACCGACGCUACUGCUUCAGGAUCAUCUACCACUGAGGCGGACAAUAUUGUUGUCGGUACAACUGAGGUCUCUGACAUCACCACUGACGCUACAACGGUAUCAGACACCACUGAUGCUGCAACCACUGAGCCUGUCGUUGAAGUGACCACCGACGCUACUGCUUCAGGAUCAUCUACCAUUGAGGCGGACAAUAUUGUUGUCGGUACAACUGAGGUUUCUGACGUCACCACUGACGCUACAACGGUAUCAGACACCACUGACGCUGCAACCACUGAGCCUGUCGUUGAAGUGACCACCGACGCUACUGCUUCAGGAUCAUCUACCACUGAGGCGGACAAUAUUGUUGUCGGUACAACUGAGGUCUCUGACGUGACCACUGACGCUACAACAACUGAGCCUGUCGUUGAAGUGACCACCGACGCUACUGCUUCAGGAUCAUCUACCACUGAGGCGGACAAUAUUGUUGUCGGUACAACUGAGGUCUCUGACGUCACCACUGACGCUGCAACGGUAUCAGACACCACUGACGCUGCAACCACUGAGCCUGUCGUUGAAGUGACCACCGACGCUAAUGCUUCAGGAUCAUCUACCACUGAGGCGGACAAUAUUGUUGUCGGUACAACUGAGGUCUCUGACGUCACCACUGACGCUACAACGGUAUCAGACACCACUGACGCUGCAACCACUGAGCCUGUCGUUGAAGUGACCACCGACGCUACUGCUUCAGGAUCAUCUACCACUGAGGCGGACAAUAUUGUUGUCGGUACAACUGAGGUCUCUGACGUCACCACUGACGCUGCAACAACUGAGGCUGUCGUUGAAGUGACCACCGACGCUACUGCUUCAGGAUCAUCUACCACUGAGGCGGACAAUAUUGUUGUCGGUACAACUGAGGUCUCUGACGUCACCACUAACGCUUCGACGGAAUCAGACACAACUGACGCUGCAACCACUGAGCCUGUCGUUGAAGUGACCACCGACGCUACUGCUUCAGGAUCAUCUACCACUGAGGCGGACAAUAUUGUUGUCGGUACAACUGAGGUCUCUGACGUCACCACUGACGCUGCAACGGUAUCAGACACCACUGACGCUGCAACCACUGAGCCUGUCGUUGAAGUGACCACCGACGCUAAUGCUUCAGGAUCAUCUACCACUGAGGCGGACAAUAUUGUUGUCGGUACAACUGAGGUCUCUGACGUCACCACUGACGCUACAACGGUAUCAGACACCACUGACGCUGCAACCACUGAGCCUGUCGUUGAAGUGACCACCGACGCUACUGCUUCAGGAUCAUCUACCACUGAGGCGGACAAUAUUGUUGUCGGUACAACUGAGGUCUCUGACGUCACCACUGACGCUGCAACAACUGAGCCUGUCGUUGAAGUGACCACCGACGCUACUGCUUCAGGAUCAUCUACCACUGAGGCGGACAAUAUUGUUGUCGGUACAACUGAGGUCUCUGACGUCACCACUGACGCUGCAACGGUAUCAGACACCACUGACGCUGCAACCACUGAGCCUGUCGUUGAAGUGACCACCGACGCUACUGCUUUAGGAUCAUCUACCACUGAGGCGGACAAUAUUGUUGUCGGUACAACUGAGGUCUCUGACGUCACCACUGACGCUACAACGGUAUCAGGCACCACUGACGCUGCAACCACUGAGCCUGUCGUUGAAGUGACCACCGACGCUAAUGCUUCAGGAUCAUCUACCACUGAGGCGGACAAUAUUGUUGUCGGUACAACUGAGGUCUCUGACGUCACCACUGACGCUACAACGGUAUCAGACACCACUGACGCUGCAACCACUGAGCCUGUCGUUGAAGUGACCACCGACGCUACUGCUUCAGGAUCAUCUACCACUGAGGCGGACAAUAUUGUUGUCGGUACAACUGAGGUCUCUGACGUCACCACUGACGCUGCAACGGUAACAGACACCACUGACGCUGCAACCACUGAGCCUGUCGUUGAAGUGACCACCGACGCUAAUGCUUCAGGAUCAUCUACCACUGAGGCGGACAAUAUUGUUGUCGGUACAACUGAGGUCUCUGACGUCACCACUGACGCUACAACGGUAUCAGACACCACUGACGCUGCAACCACUGAGCCUGUCGUUGAAGUGACCACCGACGCUACUGCUUCAGGAUCAUCUACCACUGAGGCGGACAAUAUUGUUGUCGGUACAACUGAGGUCUCUGACGUCACCACUGACGCUGCAACAACUGAGGCUGUCGUUGAAGUGACCACCGACGCUACUGCUUCAGGAUCAUCUACCACUGAGGCGGACAAUAUUGUUGUCGGUACAACUGAGGUCUCUGACGUCACCACUAACGCUUCGACGGAAUCAGACACAACUGACGCUGCAACCACUGAGCCUGUCGUUGAAGUGACCACCGACGCUACUGCUUCAGGAUCAUCUACCACUGAGGCGGACAAUAUUGUUGUCGGUACAACUGAGGUCUCUGACGUCACCACUGACGCUGCAACGGUAUCAGACACCACUGACGCUGCAACCACUGAGCCUGUCGUUGAAGUGACCACCGACGCUAAUGCUUCAGGAUCAUCUACCACUGAGGCGGACAAUAUUGUUGUCGGUACAACUGAGGUCUCUGACGUCACCACUGACGCUACAACGGUAUCAGACACCACUGACGCUGCAACCACUGAGCCUGUCGUUGAAGUGACCACCGACGCUACUGCUUCAGGAUCAUCUACCACUGAGGCGGACAAUAUUGUUGUCGGUACAACUGAGGUCUCUGACGUCACCACUGACGCUGCAACAACUGAGCCUGUCGUUGAAGUGACCACCGACGCUACUGCUUCAGGAUCAUCUACCACUGAGGCGGACAAUAUUGUUGUCGGUACAACUGAGGUCUCUGACGUCACCACUGACGCUGCAACGGUAUCAGACACCACUGACGCUGCAACCACUGAGCCUGUCGUUGAAGUGACCACCGACGCUACUGCUUUAGGAUCAUCUACCACUGAGGCGGACAAUAUUGUUGUCGGUACAACUGAGGUCUCUGACGUCACCACUGACGCUACAACGGUAUCAGGCACCACUGACGCUGCAACCACUGAGCCUGUCGUUGAAGUGACCACCGACGCUACUGCUUCAGGAUCAUCUACCACUGAGGCGGACAAUAUUGUUGUCGGUACAACUGAGGUCUCUGACGUCACCACUGACGCUGCAACGGUAUCAGACACCACUGACGCUGCAACCACUGAGCCUGUCGUUGAAGUGACCACCGACGCUACUGCUUCAGGAUCAUCUACCACUGAGGUGGACAAUAUUGUUGUCGGUACAACUGAGGUCUCUGACGUCACUACUAACGCUUCGACGGAAUCAGACACCAUUGACGCUGAAACCACUGAGCCUGUCGUUGAAGUGACCACCGACGCUACUGCUUCAGGAUCAUCUACCACUGAGGCGGACAAUAUUGUUGUCGGUACAACUGAGGUCUCUGACAUCACCACUGACGCUACAACGGUAUCAGACACCACUGAUGCUGCAACCACUGAGCCUGUCGUUGAAGUGACCACCGACGCUACUGCUUCAGGAUCAUCUACCACUGAGGCGGACAAUAUUGUUGUCGGUACAACUGAGGUCUCUGACGUCACCACUAUCGCUUCGACGGAAUCAGACACAACUGACGCUGCAACCACUGAGCCUGUCGUUGAAGUGACCACCGACGCUACUGCUUCAGGAUCAUCUACCACUGAGGCGGACAAUAUUGUUGUCGGUACAACUGAGGUCUCUGACGUCACCACUGACGCUGCAACGGUAUCAGACACCACUGACGCUGCAACCACUGAGCCUGUCGUUGAAGUGACCACCGACGCUACUGCUUCAGGAUCAUCUACCACUGAGGCGGACAAUAUUGUUGUCGUUACAACUGAGGCCUCUGACGUCACCACUGACGCUGCAACGGUAUCAGACACAACUGACGCUGCAACCACUGAGCCAGUCGUUGAAGUGACCACCGACGCUACUGCUUCAGGAUCAUCUACCACUGAGGAGUGUGCCAGUGAUGUCAUAACCACAGAAGUCAGCGACGUCACCACUGACGCUGCAACGGUAUCAGACACCACUGACGCUGCAACCACUGAGCCUGUCGUUGAAGUGACCACCGACGCUACUGCUUCAGGAUCAUCUACCACUGAGGCGGACAAUAUUGUUGUCGGUACAACUGAGGUCUCUGACGUCACCACUGACGCUGCAACGGUAUCAGACACCACUGACGCUGCAACCACUGAGCCUGUCGUUGAAGUGACCACCGACGCUAAUGCUUCAGGAUCAUCUACCACUGAGGCGGACAAUAUUGUUGUCGGUACAACUGAGGUCUCUGACGUCACCACUGACGCUGCAACAACUGAGCCUGUCGUUGAAGUGACCACCGACGCUACUGCUUCAGGAUCAUCUACCACUGAGGCGGACAAUAUUGUUGUCGGUACAACUGAGGUCUCUGACGUCACCACUGACGCUGCAACGGUAUCAGACACCACUGACGCUGCAACCACUGAGCCUGUCGUUGAAGUGACCACCGACGCUACUGCUUCAGGAUCAUCUACCACUGAGGUGGACAAUAUUGUUGUCGGUACAACUGAGGUCUCUGACGUCACUACUAACGCUUCGACGGAAUCAGACACCACUGACGCUGAAACCACUGAGCCUGUCGUUGAAGUGACCACCGACGCUACUGCUUCAGGAUCAUCUACCACUGAGGCGGACAAUAUUGUUGUCGGUACAACUGAGGUCUCUGACGUCACCACUGACGCUACAACGGUAUCAGACACCACUGACGCUGCAACCACUGAGCCUGUCGUUGAAGUGACCACCGACGCUACUGCUUCAGGAUCAUCUACCACUGAGGUCGACAAUAUUGUUGUCGGUACAACUGAGGUCUCUGACGUCACUACUAACGCUUCGACGGAAUCAGACACCACUGACGCUGAAACCACUGAGCCUGUAGUUGAAGUGACCACCGACGCUGCUCCUUCAGGAUCAUCUACCACUGAGGCGGACAAUAUUGUUGUCGGUACAACUGAGGUCUCUGACGUCACCACUGACGCUACAACGGUAUCAGACACCACUGACGCUGCAACCACUGAGCCUGUCGUUGAAGUGACCACCGACGCUACUGCUUCAGGAUCAUCUACCACUGAGGUGGACAAUAUUGUUGUCGGUACAACUGAGGUCUCUGACGUCACUACUAACGCUUCGACGGAAUCAGACACCACUGACGCUGAAACCACUGAGCCUGUAGUUGAAGUGACCACCGACGCUACUGCUUCAGGAUCAUCUACCACUGAGGCGGACAAUAUUGUUGUCGUUACAACUGAGGUCUCUGACGUCACCACUGACGCUGCAACGGUAUCAGACACAACUGACGCUGCAACCACUGACCCAGUCGUUGAAGUGACCACCGACGCUACUGCUUUAGGAUCAUCUACCACUGAGGAGUGUGCCAGUGAUGUCAUAUCCACAGAAGUCAGCGACGUCACCACUGACGCUGCAACGGUAUCAGACACUACUGACGCUGCAACCACUGAGCCUGUCGUUGAAGUGACCACCGACGCUACUGCUUCAGGAUCAUCUCCCACUGAGGCGGACAAUAUUGUUGUCGGAACAACUGAUGUCUCUGACGUCACCACUGACGCUGCAACGGUAUCAGACACCACUGACGCUGCAACCACUGAGCCUGUCGUUGAAGUGACCACCGACGCUAAUGCUUCAGGAUCAUCUACCACUGAGGCGGACAAUAUUGUUGUCGGUACAACUGAGGUCUCUGACGUCACCACUGACGCUGCAACCACUGAGCCUGUCGUUGAAGUGACCACCGACGCUACUGCUUCAGGAUCAUCUACCACUGAGGCGGACAAUAUUGUUGUCGGUACAACUGAGGUCUCUGACGUCACCACUGACGCUGCAACGGUAUCAGACACCACUGACGCUGCAACCACUGAGCCUGUCGUUGAAGUGACCACCGACGCUACUGCUUCAGGAUCAUCUACCAUUGAGGCGGACAAUAUUGUUGUCGGUACAACUGAGGUUUCUGACGUCACCACUGACGCUACAACGGUAUCAGACACCACUGACGCUGCAACCACUGAGCCUGUCGUUGAAGUGACCACCGACGCUACUGCUUCAGGAUCAUCUACCACUGAGGCGGACAAUAUUGUUGUCGGUACAACUGUGGUCUCUGACGUCACCACUGACGCUGCAACCACUGAGCCUGUCGUUGAAGUGACCACCGACGCUACUGCUUCAGGAUCAUCUACCACUGAGGCGGACAAUAUUGUUGUCGGUACAACUGAGGUCUCUGACGUCACCACUGACGCUGCAACGGUAUCAGACACCGCUGACGCUGCAACCACUGAGCCUGUCGUUGAAGUGACCACCGACGCUACUGCUUCAGGAUCAUCUACCAUUGAGGCGGACAAUAUUGUUGUCGGUACAACUGAGGUUUCUGACGUCACCACUGACGCUACAACGGUAUCAGACACCACUGACGCUGCAACCACUGAGCCUGUCGUUGAAGUGACCACCGACGCUACUGCUUCAGGAUCAUCUACCACUGAGGCGGACAAUAUUGUUGUCGGUACAACUGAGGUCUCUGACGUGACCACUGACGCUACAACGGUAUCAGACACCACUGACGCUGCAACCACUGAGCCUGUCGUUGAAGUGACCACCGACGCUACUGCUUCAGGAUCAUCUACCACUGAGGCGGACAAUAUUGUUGUCGGUACAACUGAGGUCUCUGACGUGACCACUGACGCUACAACGGUAUCAGACACCACUGACGCUGCAACCACUGAGUCUGUCGUUGAAGUGACCACCGACGCUACUGCUUCAGGAUCAUCUACCACUGAGGCGGACAAUAUUGUUGUCGGUACUACUGAGGUCUCUGACGUCACCACUGACGCUGCAACCACUGAGCCUGACGUUGAAGUGACCACCGACGCUACUGCUUCAGGAUCAUAUACCCCUGAGGCGGACAAUAUUGUUGUCGGAACAACUGAGGUCUCUGACGUCACCAAUGACGCUACAACGGUAUCAGACACCACUGACGCUGCAACCACUGAGCCUGUCGUUGAAGUGACCACCGACGCUACUGCUUCAGGAUCAUCUACCACUGAGGCGGACAAUAUUGUUGUCGGUACAACUGAGGUCUCUGACGUCACCACUGACGCUGCAACGGUAUCAGACACCACUGACGCUGCAACCACUGAGCCUGUCGUUGAAGUGACCACCGACGCUACUGCUUCAGGAUCAUCUACCACUGAGGCGGACAAUAUUGUUGUCGGUACAACUAAAGUCCCUGACUCAACCACUGAUUCUUCAUAUGCAGUCUCUUCAGAACGACCACUUCUUACCACCGAUUCUUCAGUUAUAACGACAACAUCUAAAGUAUCGACGCCUAUGUCAUCAACCAUUAAACCCGGUGUGUAUGAAGGAAUCACAGAUGCACCUUGUAAUGAAUUCGAUGUGAUUCUUGGUUCUGGAUGCAACGAAGAUAAAAUCGAAUCUUUUGAAGAAACUUCUGACCCACCGUGUGGUGAAAGUGCAGACGUCGAAUUGGACUCCGGUUGCAGUGAAGAUUCAACAGACACUCUUCUUGCUUCUUCGACUCCUAUAUCUGAAAAAAUAUCUUUCCAAGAUACUGAGACAACCACCUCUAAAACUUAUUCACCUGAAAAAAUUACAAAUCCGCCUUGUAAUGAAUCUGUGAAUGGCAAUGAAGAUGUGAGUUAUAGUGAAGAUAAAACAGAAUCCACAUUUAGUACGUCAAGUCCUGUUACUGAGAAAGAUGUAUCUUCCGAAGAUUAUAAAUUUGGGACCACAACAUCAAAGACUUAUUCAUUUGAAGAAAUUACGAACGCACCUUGCGAUGAAACUGUGAAUGACAGCAAAGAUGCUGGUUGUAGUGAAGAUGUAACAGAACCCACAGUAAGUACAGUACGCUCUAUUACUGACAACGACGUUGUUUUCGAAGAUUAUAAAUUAGAGACUACAACAUCAAAGACUUAUUCAUUUGAAGAAAUUACCAACGCGCCUUGUGAUGAAACUGUGAAUGACAGUAAAGAUGCUAAUUGUAGCGAAGAUAUCACAGAAUUUACAGUUAGUACAGUAGGUCCUAUUACUACAACAUCAAAAACUGAUUCACUUGAAGAAAUUCCGAACGCGCCUUGUGAUGAAACUGAGAUUGGCAGUAAAGAUGCUGAUUGUAGCGCAGAUAUAACAGAAUCUACAGUUAGUACUGUAAGUCCUAUUCCUGAUGAAGACGUAUCUUCCAAAGAUUAUAAUUUUGAGACAACAACAUCAAAAACUUACUCACUUGGAGAGAUUACGAACGCGCCUUGUGAUGAAACUGUGAAUGACAGUCAAGAUGCUGGUUGUAGUGAAGAUAUAACAGAAUCCACAGUUAGUACAUUAAGACCUGUUUCUGAUGAAGAUGUAUCUUUCAAAGAUAAUAAUCCUGAGACAACAACAUCAAAGACUUACUCCCUUGAAGAGAUUACGAACGCGCCUUGUGAUGAAACUGUGAAUGACAGUCAAGAUGCUGGUUGUAGUGAAGAUAUAACAGAAUCCACAGUUAGUACAUUAAGACCUGUUGCUGGCGAAGAUGUAUUUUUCGAAGACAAUAAUCCUGAGACAACAACAUCACAGACAAAUUUAAUUGAAGAAAUUACGAACGCGCCUUGCAAUGAAUCUUUGGAUGUAAUUGUAGACGCUGGUUGUAGUGAAGAUGUUACGGAUUCCGCUAUCACUACUUUUAAUCCUGCAUCAGAUGAAGAUAAUGAGACAACAACCUCUAACAGUAAUUUAGUUGAAGAUCUUACUCAUGCACCUUGUGAUGAAGGCGAUGAUAGUAGCUUGAACACUAAUUGUGAUGAAGAUGUCACAGCGGUUAGUUCCAUUGAGACUUCUACUCCUGGUUACAGAAACGAAGAUAUUUCAGAAACAAUCGUAGUCGAAGAUGUCACAUUUAAAGCAACUUCAAAAUCUGAGUCAGCAUCACUUGAAGAAAUAACUCACGCACCUUGUGAUGAAACUACCAAUGGUAAUUUGGACACUGAUUGUAUUGAAGACUUAACUGAGUCAGCGGUUAGUACUGAUAAUGCAGAAACAACUACUAGUAAUCCAGUAUCAGAUAACUCUUUCUGUGAAGAAGAUGAAAUACCAAUUUUGCGGACCACGACAACUACGACGUCUACACCAAAAACUGUACUUGAUAAAGUACGCGACGCCUUAACUAUAUGGUGA
Spodoptera exigua (beet armyworm) is the source of this 21639-nucleotide messenger RNA. Lineage: Eukaryota; Metazoa; Arthropoda; Insecta; Lepidoptera; Noctuidae. The record is from the annotation of a GenBank genome assembly.